AUGGGCCAGAUGGCAGGCAACCUUGGCUGGCGGCUCAGCCUAUUGCUGCUUUCCUUGCUCCUGGUGCGAGCUGGUGUCUGGGGAUUUCCAAGGCCCCCAGGAAAGCCCCCCCUGAACCUUCAGGAGCUGCGGAGGGAGUUCACAGUCAGCCUGCAUCUUGCCAGGAAGCUCCUCUCCGAGGUUCGGGGCCAGGCCCACCGCUUUGCUGAAUCUCACCUGCCGGGAGUGAGCCUGGACCUGCUGCCGCUGGGAGAGCAGCUCCCCAACGUUUCCCUGACCUUCCAGGCCUGGCGCAACCUCUCUGACCCAGAAAGACUCUGCUUCCUCUCCAGGACACUUCGGCCCUUCCAUGCCCUGCUGGGAGGGCUGGGGAGCCAGGGGGGCUGGACCAGCUCUGAGAGGACGCGGCUGUGGGCCAUGAGGCUGGACCUCCGGGAUCUGCAGCAUCAUCUCCGCUUCCAGGUGCUGGCUGCAGGAUCCAACCUCCCUGAGGAGGAAGAGGAGGAGGAGGAGGAGGAGGAUGAGGAGGGGAAGGGGCUGCUCCCAGGGCCCUGGAGCGGCCCUGCCAAGGUGUUGGUGCAGGUGUCCUGGCCCCAGCUCCUCUACACCUACCAGCUGCUGCACUCCUUGGAGCUCGUCUUGGCUCGGGCCGUGCGGGACUUGCUGCUGCUGUCCAAGCCUGGGCACACAGUCCAGGCCUUGGGGAUCCCCAUCCCUGGCUCCCAGCCCUGA
This is a messenger RNA of Cynocephalus volans (Philippine flying lemur), 732 nucleotides long. RefSeq names its product interleukin 27 (gene IL27). Gene Ontology annotation, molecular function: interleukin-27 receptor binding. NCBI's taxonomy places the organism in Eukaryota, Metazoa, Chordata, Mammalia, Dermoptera, Cynocephalidae. The transcript is spliced from 5 exons. Gene Ontology annotation, biological process: regulation of T-helper 1 cell differentiation; regulation of T cell proliferation. The record is from RefSeq and is a predicted model, not a curated record. Bases 1 to 732 code for a protein of 243 amino acids.